This is a messenger RNA of Boleophthalmus pectinirostris (great blue-spotted mudskipper), 2051 nucleotides long. RefSeq names its product solute carrier family 35 member B3 (gene slc35b3). Gene Ontology annotation, cellular component: endoplasmic reticulum membrane; Golgi membrane. Lineage: Eukaryota; Metazoa; Chordata; Actinopteri; Gobiiformes; Gobiidae. Gene Ontology annotation, molecular function: 3'-phosphoadenosine 5'-phosphosulfate transmembrane transporter activity. Gene Ontology annotation, biological process: transmembrane transport. The transcript is spliced from 10 exons. The coding region runs from base 241 to 1368 and encodes 375 amino acids. The record is from RefSeq and is a predicted model, not a curated record.
GCGGAAGUUGUUGGCUGCUUCUUGCACAGCAGCAGCUAGCCUUAGCCGGGUAAUUACUCCCCCUUGUAUGUUUGGAUACUGUCACGGGCGGAUUAUGCAGAAAACCCUUUGAAAUGCCUACAAGAUGAAGCUGCAACACCCGGGGGAAUGAUUUUCACCUGGAUUGCCUCUGAAAACGAGGACACGUUGCCGUAAAGAAACCCGGAAGUGUUGAUCAAGGCCCCCUCAGCUGGUGACAGGAUGAGUGGUAAAUAUGGCUUGGUGGGCUACAACAGUUCGCGGAAGCACAUCUCCAUCUCCAUCCCCUCGUCCUCAGAGCAGGUCAUGUCUCCUCACAUUAAGUCUGUGGAGGAGCUCAGGGUCCUGGGCAUAAACCUGAGCAGCUUCGGCGCACCCACACAGUUUCUCAUCUGUGUGGCUGGGGUCUUCCUCUUUUACCUCAUCUAUGGAUAUCUGCAGGAGCUGAUAUUUUCUGUAGAGGGAUUCAAGCCUUUUGGUUGGUACCUCACCCUGGUCCAGUUUGGGUUUUACUCCACGUUUGGACUCGUUGAGCUUCAGCUGACACAGGACAAACGCAGAAGGAUACCAGGAAAGACCUAUAUGAUAAUUGCAUUUUUAACAGUGGGCACCAUGGGCCUGUCAAAUACCUCUCUGGGCUACUUGAAUUACCCCACGCAGGUCAUCUUCAAGUGCUGUAAACUAAUACCUGUUAUGAUUGGAGGAGUGUUUAUACAAGGUAAACGGUAUAACUUGGCAGAUGUGUCUGCAGCCUUAUGCAUGAGUUUGGGUCUAAUCUGGUUUACAUUAGCUGACAGCAAAGUAGCCCCAAACUUCAAUGUUACAGGUGUCAUCCUCAUUUCGUUGGCCUUGUGUGCUGACGCUGCUAUUGGAAAUGUGCAGGAAAAGGCAAUGAAACUGCAUAAUGGCUCCAACUCUGAAAUGGUGCUUUAUUCAUACUCCAUUGGCUUUGUGUACAUCCUCGUAGGCCUGCUCUGUGUGGGCGGGCUGGGGCCGGCUGUGGCCUUUUGCUCCGAGCACCCUGUAAAAACAUACGGUUAUGCAUUCCUGUUCUCUCUUACGGGUUACUUCGGCAUCUCCUUCGUGUUGGCCUUGAUCAAACUUUUCGGCGCCUUGGUUGCAGUGACAGUGACCACUGGACGGAAGGCCAUGACUAUUAUACUCUCCUUCAUGUUCUUCACAAAACCUUUCACUUUUCAAUACAUUUGGGGUGGCCUUUUGGUGCUCUUUGGCAUCUUUUUGAAUGUUUACAGUAAAAACAAAGACAAAAUGAAGCUUCCCUCAAUCAAGGACCUCAGGAGUUGGCUUGUAUCAGGAAAGAAAGUCAGAUUUCUCUCUCAAAAUGUGUAGGACCACAAGGGAGACAGAUAUUGGUGGGUCCAUUUGAAUCAGUGGAUGAGCUGCAUCUACACCCCAGAACUCUUUAGCAUUAACUAUGAGCCAAGGACGGGUCACUGGUCUGACCCCUCUCUCUCAAACGGCUGUGCCAUCCCACUCUCCUCAUACACCACCGGUGUAGGACUCAAGGACUGAAGGGCCGCUGUGGACAGAGCAACUAGAGAGUUUGGAAACUGACACAAACAUUCCUGUCAUGGAGGACAAUAUGAGACUGUUGAAGCUCAAAAGGGAAGCCAGGGCCUUAGCUAACCAAAUUGCAGAGUUUGCACUGGAAUAGACUUGCAUCUUUAUACAGUUCAGUUACUGUAACUGAAGCGUCUGAGUGAAGGAGUAAAAACGCCACGUAAAGUAACAGUUGUGAAGUGAAUGUGUGUGCGCUGUGGGACAAACAGCUCACAGUGAUAAAGGAAAGCUGCUUCCGCAUGUGCCACAAAACACCUAAUCAUUGUCUUGAAACGAAGAUUUUUCACUUAAUAAUUUAUACCUGACUGUUCUGAGAUGUGUUGUGUACAUAUACUACAUACUGUAUGGUGAUAAUGGGAGCAUGAAGAAUCUGCUCCAUUCUAUAUCAACAACUGCCUAUUUGUUAACCAUUGGGUUAAAGGGUACCACUGUUUUAAUAAAAACAAAUGUUA